This is a messenger RNA of Myotis lucifugus (little brown bat), 6519 nucleotides long. RefSeq names its product inositol monophosphatase domain containing 1 (gene BPNT2). Gene Ontology annotation, biological process: skeletal system development; phosphatidylinositol phosphate biosynthetic process. Gene Ontology annotation, cellular component: endomembrane system. Lineage: Eukaryota; Metazoa; Chordata; Mammalia; Chiroptera; Vespertilionidae. Gene Ontology annotation, molecular function: 3'-nucleotidase activity. The record is from RefSeq and is a predicted model, not a curated record.
GGCCGUGUCGGUGCUGGCGCAGUCCGCGGGGGCGACGAGGUGCGGCGGGUUCGCGAAAGCAACGUCCUGCACGAGAAGUCCAAGGGGAAGACGCGCGAGGGCGCCGACGACAAGAUGACCAGCGGGGACGUGCUGUCCAACCGCAAGAUGUUCUACCUGCUCAAGACCGCCUUCCCCAACGUGCAGAUAAAUACAGAAGAACAUGUGGAUGCAACCGAUCAGGAGGUUAUCUUAUGGGAUCGUAAAAUUCCUGAGGACAUCCUGAAGGAAAUAGCCACCCCCAAGGAGGUACCAGCAGAAAGUGUUACUGUCUGGAUCGACCCACUUGAUGCUACACAGGAGUAUACGGAGGAUCUUCGAAAGUAUGUCACUACUAUGGUUUGUGUGGCUGUAUAUGGUAAACCUGUCCUAGGAGUAAUACAUAAGCCUUUUUCUGAAUAUACAGCUUGGGCAAUGGUAGAUGGUGGGUCGAAUGUGAAAGCCCGCUCUUCCUACAAUGAGAAGACCCCAAGGAUUGUUGUAUCUCGCUCCCAUUCAGGAAUGGUCAAACAGGUUGCUCUUCAGACUUUUGGAAACCAGACUACAAUUAUCCCGGCUGGUGGUGCUGGUUAUAAAGUUUUAGCGCUUUUGGAUGUGCCUGAUAAGAAUCAAGAAAAAGCUGAUGUAUACAUUCAUGUGACAUACAUCAAAAAGUGGGAUAUAUGUGCUGGCAAUGCCAUCUUAAGCCUCGGGGGACAUAUGACUACCCUGAGUGGUGAAGAAAUCAGUUACACUGGUUCCGACGGCAUUGACGGGGGGCUCCUGGCUAGCAUCCGAAUGAACCACCAAGCUCUGGUCAAAAAACUCCCAGAUCUAGAGAAGACGGGACAUAAAUAAGCAAAGUUGAUUAUAGCUGACAGCUCUUCCAUUUGGAGGCUUCAAAUGAUCGGUGGAGACUAUGCAUGGUUAAGGCCAUCCCGAACUUUUUAAAGUAUUUAUGAAGCAUCAGAGACUUAUUUUCCCUGUAAUAGGAUACAAGAUCAGGGGAGAUGGGUUGCUUCAUGUCUCAAGUAUUGUCUUUAUUUUUGAGACUAUUUUCGUACAGUUGUCAUACACAAGGCGUGCAGGUGUGUGUGUGUGUGUGUGUGUGUGUGCGUGCGUGAAUUAAAAUCUAUAUCUGAGUCUUCAUUGUUAUGAGUCACCAUUUUCACACAACAUCAUGAAUCUUCACUGUUAGUACUUUCAUGUAAAAUUGGGCUGAAGAAAGGAUUGAUUUCCUAUAGAUGUUUAAUAUUACCUUUUACUUAUAUCUCAUUAAAAACAAAGUAUGUUGGGGUUUUUACCCUUAAUUCAGAUGGAAAGCACAAGAAGCCACGUGUUCAUUAAUAUGCAACAAAUGUUCUAUUUAUCUGUUCCGGAAUAUUUCUUAUGGGUUAAAUAGAAUAAGCUUAAAUUGUUUUUUUCUUUGAAAUUUUAAUAACAGGUUCACCAGCAGGUAGAGAAUAUAGAUACGUGGUGGUUGCUUGUAACUUUGUGUGUGUGCUUUGUUUCUACAAAGAAAAAUGUGUUUGUACCCAGGGGUUCAGCUUUCCUGGCGUCUUGCUGUUGAUUCUCAUUUGCCCUGUAGACAGUGCAUGAUUUCAUUCAUUCCCUCUUGACUACCAUUUUAGUCUUUUACGUGUAAGGUUGGGAUUAAGAUUUCAGGGAUAGCAUUAGCAUUUUAGUAUAUUUUUUCAUUAGGGACAAAAUAUGCUAUAAGGCACUACAAAAAUGUAAACAGUUCUAUUAAUUGAAAGUUAUUUGACACUGUAUGAAUUGAGCUAGCUUUCAUUAUUUUCAAAAGCUUUGUUUAAGUACUUUCAAAAAAAUUUGACAGGUUUGUAUAUAGGGAUUCUUUCAUUGAGAAUGAGUUAUGGUUGCUCUUACCAUUAAUAAAUGGAUCUAACCUUACCAAACUCAAAGUAGUAAAUUUUGAGAUAUUUUGUGGUCUUCCUUCAGAUUAAAAUAAUGAAGGUUGACGUUAAUAUUUGAAGCAUUAUUUUUCUAUUCAGCAUGUGAAAUCUGGUUGGAAGAGAGGUUGUGGCAUAUUCACUGUAUCACUAAUUGGAACCUUGCUUUGUGAAAUAUCAUUGGGAUGUCUGAUUUCUCUCAUUGUGAUGUGUGAAAACUUCAUAUAUGCAAACAAUACCAUUAUUUCAUGUGACUUUGCUGUCCUUGUGUUCCAUAACACACUGAUCAAGAGAGGGAUUUCUCAUGAUUUCUUCCCUCCCUCCUUCUCUCCCCCCUCCCUCCCUCCCUCCUCCUUCCCUCCCUUCUUCUUUCUUUCUUCCUCUUUUAUAACAUUAAAGCAACCUUCCAUUUAUUUCCUAUCUUGGAGAUAAAAUUGACCAGAGUGGACAUCCUCAAUUGUGGAAUGUGCAUACAACUUUAGGUUUGGUUAUUACAUUGUCCAAAGCUCUAAUUCCUCGUUAAGAAAUUGAAUUUAGUAUGUUGCACAUGUUUCAACCCAAUCUCUAGCAACUGGUCACGAAUCUGGGCCUCAGUAGAUAGGUUUUUGUUCAGUGUAAUUUAUUCAAGAAUUUUUGUGUUGGAACACUUGAUAUUUAAACAGGACUUAGGAAUGCUGAACAAAAUAUUGAAGAUCUCAUAUUUUUACUUAGUAGCUGUGAGAUGAAUCCUUUUUUCUCAGGAGAGAUGGCAAAGGCAUAUGCUAUUUCCAGAGUAUCAUGGUAUAAAAGCAUCUGUGUCAUUGUAAUUUGUCAUACUUAGGGAAAUAAGACUAGCAUAGUAGAAAUGGAAUUGGAGUUUGUUUUUCCGCAAUAUUAUGUGGAAACUUUCUGAUUUAAUGGAAAUAGUUAAUAUUAGCAAGCAUGAUUUCUUGGUUUUAUUUUUAAUUACAUUAAUCUGCGUGUAGAUAAUGACUAUGAAGGACUUGUGUGCAAAAAUUAAGAUACUGACUGUCAAUUAAAUGUAUUAUUUUUAUAAUUUGUUGGGUAGUCUAGUUACUAAUGAUUUUUAAGUGCUUUUAUUGAAAGUUUAAUUUUGUUGUGUCUAAAAGUCAGUAUACAUUACAGAACUAAUACUGAUAAAGAACAGUAUUGAUAUUUAUGUGAGACAAUAGUAUGCCAGAACAUACCAAACACCUUCAUGAGUGAGUCAUGUAAUAUCUCCCAGGAUUAUAUAAAUUAUUUCUAAAAUGUAGCAAAAACUAGAGUUUACUUUUAGUGACACUCACCUCCCCAUCUCCUGGUCUUCCCUAUCCCUCAUUGCUCUUAUUUAGAAGAUAAUUUUCCCUUAAAAUUGAGUUUCACACAUCACAGUCAGUAAGAAGCAGUGGCAUUAAUAACCUCAGUAGCCAUCUCCCCUUCCUCUGCCUCUUCAUUCCUACCUCAUCCCCUAUCUCCCCAGCCCCUUAAUGUUCUCCUUUUGUUUCUGCUCUUCUUUCUUAAUCAAUAUACUCUUCCCAAACCUUAUCAAGGAAUUCUUUCAUAGACCUAUUUCUCUCAAGAUUAACUGCUGAAAUCUUACAGUAGAACUGAGACUCCAGUAAAGAUUCCAGUGAGAGAUCAAUCCUGGUGAAAUCCUAGCUGACCAUUACUUUUCAGACUCCUGAUAAAGCAAAGGAAAAUCACCUUAAAAUCACAGAGCUUUGUGCUGUCAAAUCUAAUCCAUGCUUCAGUUUUCACAAAGCAAACCUUCCAACCCAUCCUUCAAAGAAUGAAUAUGCAGGAAAUAAAAGAGUUUGGGUAUAUACUAGUAAGCCUGUUUGAGAAAACUUGCUUUUUUCUAUUAGUUUUCAUACUUGAAUCCUUAUUUCAGUUGAGAUUACAAGGGCCUACAAGAUAGGUCAUCUCUGUCCUUGGUAUUCAAUUGUCCCUCUCCCCCAAAUUUUAGUUUUUAUUAAUAUUAAAAUGAAUUGCUUAAAGCUGUAUAGUGAAAUGAAAUAAGCAUUUUGAGUUAUGUGUUUAAGUAACAAUUGUGCAAACUUCCAGUUUGCUGGGUGCUCCCUUUCAAGAUUGUGUAAACUGGGGCAGAGGAAGUGGGGGAGGGGCCGUGGUAGGAAACUGUUGGUGAGAGGAAGGAUACUCAGGGAAGGGUAGCAGGGGGAGGAUGCGAAGCAAACAUCUGCUCUGACCCCUGUGGUCAGGAACUCUGCCCUUGCCUCAGAUGUUUAGUUCAAAUAUUGGGUUUCACUCAGGCUUUCAAGGUGACACCAUCCCUGGUGGCCCAAGCACAAAAGAAAGCAGGAGUGCCAACCUAUUCCUCAGAAAAGAAAAUACCCAGCUUGCCUCUCCUUGAUAACACCUUGAAAUGGCCUUAUGGAUAACAUUCUAGCAAGUUAAACACAGGAAACUGUUUGGAUUAUCCUAAUUUAAGCUCCUUACCUUGGUUAUGUGCUGUUUGCCCCUGGAUUGAAACUGAUUUUUCAUUUUAGAUCUUGGUUGAAUUUCAGACAUAUUUAAUUAUUUUUAGUGUGUGCCUAUAAAAAGUCUGUCUUGUAACUGUUUCACGAAAUAAACCUAAUCUAUGGUUUCAUUUUAACCUAAAAAAAGUUGUGCCUUAACAAUAGGGCAUUGUAUGUUAAUAAGGGAAAACAAUCUUUUUAACAGAUGGGGGAAAUAGGAACCUUUUGCCAUUAAAAUUUAAGUUAUUUUCAUGUUUUUAAUAUUAGAGUUGGGGAAUACUCAUUAAAAUUACUUUUGCUUAAUCUAGCAUUUACAACUAAAGUACAUUUUUAUAACUGGCGUCUAUCUUGAUGUAUAUAGAUUUGAAAUGAUACUUUAUCCUUUGGUUUUUAGUUUCAGUUAAUGUAAGGCCAGGAUAGAUUCCAUUCUUUUAAAUUUUUACUGUUAACUCAUUUUAGUGUGCUAUUGUAUCUGUUCUAGUCCUGAGUCACUUUGGUUAAAAAAAAAUAUUUAUUCUUUGUGCCACAUCAGUAAUUUAUUAAUAUUAAAAAAUAUGUUGUGUUACAUACCAGAACAGUUCCUAGGUAGAGGAGUGUUCUGGUUACCAGUUACUAUGAGGGCAAGAAGAAUUAAACUUUCUACUUCAAAAGGAGGUUUUGGUUUUAUGAGAUGCUGGUUUUGUAAGUUGUUGAUUAUUUCCUUAAAGCCUGGCAGCUGUUUGCGUUGCAAUUUUCCAUUGGUAAAUGCUUACAGGAAAGCUUUUUCUUUUGCUUAAUAAUUUUUAAAGUUUGAUGGUGAAUUAGUUCUGUGAGAAAAUGAGACAGUUUUCCUUUGAGAUAAUAUAAGCCAAACUUUCAGAAGGAUGAUGAAUAAUUAAAACAUCUUGUUAUAUAUUGUGUUUGUAAGGGUUCCAAAAGUGUGAUAAUAAGGUAAUUUGUGUAAUUGCAGAAGCUGAUGUUUGAUUAUUAUAAUGUUCCGUUAAAAUUCUCUUUGAGGUAUAUGUUACACGCAUAGUAAAUUAUUAUUCAAGAAAGAUCCUGUAUUUUUUUAAAUAGGAAAUAUAGCAUACCAAGUCAUCAUUAGAUCAGGUAGCCUACAAAGACUUCAUCUUUCCCUGAGAUGAAGCCCUCUUCUUCAUUUAUGUUGAGUUAAGGAGGGAAUGUUUAUGGAAUUUAAUUAAUGUGCAAAAUAUGGACUUCAAUUUCCAUCUACCCUAAUGUCCACCGUUGGCAGUAGUCAAAGCUAGCUUUACAGUCUAAUGGGAGAAACCAUAAUGAACCGGUGCUGCCGUUGUUUUUUUCCCAUUUGAUGGUGUUACUCAAGCUACUAGAUACAUAUACAUAUACAAGGGGUUGAGUUUACACUAAAACUAUGAAAUGGCAGUCUAUGUCCCUGCCUCUUCAAACUUUUUUUUUUUAUCCUCACUUUCUGUCAAUCUCUUGAUGAGAGUGGUUAAAAAUAUAUAUACUUUUGAAUACCCUUCCCCUCACACAUUUAAAGCUGCAGAGGAACUAGACCACUUCCUGUUGCCAAGACAUGCGUAGGCACCAGUUUUCUGUACUUGGCAUGCUGUACCCUGCCUCACCCACACCACCAAAUUUAAGGGCAGGGGUCCCAAUUUCAGACGUUAAUCUCUACAAUGAAGUAAAACUAUCCACCUCCCUGUUUUUAGAGCAGUUUUUUUUGGGGGGGGGGUAUUUUUGUUGUUAUUGUUCCUCAUAACACUAAUUUGUACAUGUGCUGUUGUAAACUUUUAAAAACAGGGAUUAUAUAUUUUGGUGAAUUUUCUGUUUCCACUUCAACCCCGACAGCUGGCCCAAUGUCUUGAACAAAUUAGGUGCUUACUGUAUGCUGAACUAAAUUGAAUAAAGGGUUACGACUAGCAUUAGCAUUUCUUAUGCCUCAGUUGUGUACUAGUAAGCUGGUUGCUUGUUUUGUUUCCUCUGCAAAUAUUUAUGAUUGUAACCCCACACACUAAGUUAUUUUUUAAAGUUGUGCUUCAGUUACUACCCCUUGGCCAAUUAGCUCUAGAAAAUGUGAUUGCCUCCAAUGAAAUGAUUAUUCCAAACUCUGCCCCUGGAUAUACAUUGCCAAACAAAUUUUAAUUUUCCAAAUAAAUUGGUCAUGUCUGAUA